UGUCCUCCACCGGAGGUGGUGCCGGUUUCGGUGAUCGGCGAUUCCGACCGCGUUGGUCUAGGGGAGCGCGGAGGCACGGCGAGAUCCGCCGGCUCCGCCGUCCGCGCCUAGCGGGUAGAGGGGGGGCGAGGCAGGGAACGUUUCUGCGCGAGCUCUGCUUCCCGGUGGGGAGCGGCGCGAGGCGGACGCGGUUCUGUGUCGCGGCAGCGGCCAUGGAGCGGCGGGAGCAGGCGGUGGUGCCGGUGGAGCGGUUGGCCGGUGUCACGCGGGAGCGCUUCCUCAGCGACAUCUACCCCCGGAGAAAGCCAGUAGUGCUGAAAGGAAUGGAACUGGGCUCUUGCACAACCAAAUGGACAGUAGAUUACUUGAGCCAAGCUGAAGGAUCUAAAGAAGUAAAGAUUCAUGUUUCUGCAGUGCCACAGAUGGAUUUCCUCAGUAAGAACUUUGUGUAUAGAACUUUGCCUUUUGAUGUAUUUGUACGAAGAGCAGCUGAAGUCAACCACAAGGAGUACUUUCUUUCUGAGGAUGAAAAGUACUAUUUGCGAUCAGUGGGUGAAGAUGUUAGGAAGGAUAUUGCAGAUAUCAGAAAGCAGUUUCCUACUUUGGCAGAAGAUGUUCAGAUUCCAGAUUAUUUUGAGAAGGAACAGUUUUUCUCUAGCGUCUUCCGCAUCAGCUCAGCUGGACUGCAGUUAUGGACACAUUAUGAUGUCAUGGAUAACUUCUUAAUCCAAGUAACAGGGAAAAAACGAGUUGCUUUGUAUAGCCCUCGAGAUGCACCGUAUUUAUAUUUAUCAGGCACUAAGUCGGAGGUGCUGGAUGUGGAUAACCCAGACUUAGAGAAAUAUCCCCUUUUUGUGAAAGCCAAGCGCUAUCAAUGUUUUCUGGAAGCAGGAGAUGUGUUGUUUAUUCCAGCUUUGUGGUUCCACAAUGUAAUUUCUGAGGAAUUUGGAGUGGCCCUGAAUGUCUUUUGGAAGCACCUUCCUGCUGAUUGCUAUGAUAAGAAUGACACUUAUGGGAAUAAAGAUCCCAUGGCAGCCUCUAGAGCUAUACAGAUCUUGGACAGGGCCUUGAAAACACUAGAAGAACUACCCGAGGAAUAUAGGGAUUUUUAUGCUCGGAGAAUGGUGUUACGCAUCCAAGAAAAAGCCUAUAGGAAUGAUUACGGAUAAAACACAUUUUAAUUCAGCAAGCUCCUGUGAAAGUAGAAUUGUAUAUUAAUAUGGAAACUGUCCAUGUGUACAUACAUAAGCUUUCUGUAUGACCAAUAAAAACUCUGUUGAUGAACAUUCAUCUAUAACAAAGUUUGUCUGGUAGACUUUUAGAUUUAUUUUCCCUCGUGUGCAGUGAGUGCACAGUCUGCUUGGUCUGGAGUCGCUCUGUCUUCUACAAGGAGGUAUAUAUUUCAGUGCCUGUACUUACAACUCUACUUUUUUGGAGUGUUCUACUUAAAUUUUUCUUAACAAAAGCCUUUGUAUCGGGCUGGGCUGACAGCAUGUAUGCUUAGAAGUAACUGCAUGUCUUUCUGAAUGCUAUCUCGUUUACUAAAGUUUAGGAAAGCCAGAGUGGUUUCUGAGGUGGUCAGUGAAAGCCAAUUGGUGGUUGGUUGUAACAGUCAUGGUUUCUUUGAGUAAUAACCUGGUAGUAACGGGGAGUUUCUGCUCCCCCUUGUGAUGCAACUGAGUGGUCAUGGGAAAAAAGCAAAAGCUAAUCAUGCAAGGCUAAGCCUGGGAUUGUGCAGCAGCUUGACCUCAAGGUAAAAUGAUUUACUCCUUUCCUAGCUGAAUUGUGUAUUAAGCAGGAAACCUUGUUUGUCACUGUCCCAGUGCAGUCGGGCGGCAUUGCUGUUUCUGCAGCUGUGAAACACUUGCAUCUAAUAUGCCCACAAAUCCAUACAGCUACAGUCUUGAAAUAUGAAAUUAAGUUCCUAGUUAUGGAGUAGAUGUAGAAUCUCUCGGGGGCAGUAUUUGAGAUGCACUAUGUUAUCAUGAAAGGGGGUUGCAUCACACCUUUUCGGAUGGAGCCUUUUGUACAGGCAUUGUAGAUGGUUACUUUUCAGCAGAUUGCGGUGCUUACAAAAGCCUUGUGAAAUAAAGAUGGGCAUAUCACAGAAAAGAUAGGUUGUCAUUGUCCCUUUGAAAUCCCUCCGAUGUUACUUGUGCUGUUUGGGGCACGCUGCAUUUAUCUGACUUAGGUCAGUCUGUUACUUCUAGCAGUGUUUUUUGAGAACUAUAACUUGUCAGAAGCUCUUAGACUAAAGCGAUAUGUAGUGUUAAUAAAGUGAUGGGGAAAAAAUCUUUCUCCAGAAGAGUUGGAGACUGCAACACUGUGCAGAUUAUUCUUCUAAACCUGUUCUUCUUGGCAGUUCAACACAGUGAAAAUAGUCUGCUACCAUGUGAAUGGGCACCCGGCCAUCUUAAUGAAUAGGCUUGAAUGGAACCAGCCAAGCGAUUCAGAUGGGCAUCAUUGUAUGUUCUGAGGGUAGAAUUUAAAUUUGGGUUCACAAAUAGGUCUCCCAAAAUUUUUGUUCUAAACCAAACAAGGACUGCUUGUGCAUACUGCUGAGACACAAACUGUUAGGCUGGGGAAGCCUCUUGCCUUUGUUUGGACUGGUAAUGUCGAGGGCCCCAUCUGAAUUGCAGAGGUGUACAGAGCAUAUUCUUUGUGUGUUAGGACUAAAUGGAGAGGCUCAGAGAGCUUCCAGGGCUAGACAAAGCUGUGUUCCAGCAUUGUGCCUGAAUAGCUAUCCCUUUAAACUCUAACCACCGGCAGUUUCUCAAUAUGCUGGUACAGGGAAGUACUGUGCUGAUCCCUCAUUCUGCUGUUUCUUAAUUCUCCAUUCCCAAAACAGAGGUACUAGCUUGGUGUUCUCAGCAGCCCUCAACAUUCAUCUAUAAAUAAAGCAAGCUUCAUUUACCAGCAGUCAGUGCAUGAGCAAUCUGCUUAUGUCUCAGCUUGUGAGAAGUUGUCCUGGUUCAGAAUUCCUGUACGUGAUUCUUUUCUCCUCUAGCCAAAAAUGUAUCUUUCCAAACUGGAGACUUGGAUGUCUCCGUGCAGACAACACAGGAGUUGAAGAUACAUGUUCUGAGACAGUAACUUUUACAAGAGAUUCUCUGUUAGUAUCAUUCAAUAACCAAAGAUUCCAGUGUUCUAGGAUAGAUGAAAUACUAGAUUUUUUUUUUUGACAGUUACCUAAGUUUGUGGUACACUUGUAUGCUAAGAUUUCCUGUUUUCCUUUGGAUCAGACUCUAGGAGUGAGGAUAGAUUCUGAGCUGUGUGGUAAUUCCUGAGAGUAAUGAUCUCUUUUAAGUGGUGAUUCCCAAGGGAAACAAGAGUGGAUUACUUCCUUUCCAACUGCUCAGAUCCAGACCUGUUCCUAGUCAACAUUUUUAAGAGCAGAUUGAAAACAUUAAAAGAACUGCUCAACCAUGUAAAACAUGCAGCUCCACGUGCACCGCUGUGUUCAUACAAAAAAGCUCAGAAGCUCUUGCUUGCAAUAAUAACACAGAUCAUGGUUAUGGACAGUUUUUGCUGUGAAAACAUUCAUAUUUCAGCUGUCGAGCAGUGCAUGAAUCGCUUAAAACUUCAAUCACACAAAAUCAAUGCAUUUCUUAUGAUGGGGAAUGAGAAAGAAGGGCUGUGCAGAGAGCAUGUAAGGUAUGCUUACAUACCUUACUUUAUCUGACACCCAGGCUUGGGAGUAUUGCUCAGAGUAUAAACUCUGGUGUGGGAGAGACAAAGAGCCUUGUUUUGCACUUCAGCACUGGUAUGACCCUUGACUGUUUUCUGUGUCUUGCAGCAGAGCUUUCGCUAGAAACAACUCAGCUCUGAAGUGCCAAGUUUAACAAAAGAAACUAACAGUUGUGACUGAAAGUGCUCUCUGAAAACUUAAGAAAAGAAGGAAAAUUUAUUCUCAACCUUAAAGUAAUGGCAUUCUGCUCCUUUUCAAGUAUGUGAGAUGUUUAUAUACAUGAAGUAAAAACCAGAUAAUUUAUUUUUCCCUUUUGUUUUACCAGAUGCUUUUCUGGUGAUUUGCUUAAGUAGAAUUUGGCAUUCCUUGGGUCAUUUAGAAACAUAUAACGAAGCCCUAAUGACAGGAAACAACAACAAAGCCAUCACUACUUUAUAACCCACACUACAUUACAUGCAAAAUGACUGCCUGAAUCAGUUUUCCACGGUUUCUAAAGUGAUGUGGAACAGCUAAUCCUGUGCAAGUGUUUUUUGUCAGAGGGAGGAGUGAAUUAUGCCGAUAAUCCUGACUAAAUUUAUUCUAUCAUCAGUAAGUGUAUGCCUGGCACUGGGAGAAGCAGUGCCUGUCCUGUCUACCACAUAGGCAUUACAGGAUUUUGCAUUACUGGCUUAACGACUUCAUGUUUUUUAUUUGAGUUAAAAACAGUCACCCUUCAUCUGAACAGAGUUAAGAGAUCAAGACGACCAACAGAAAGCCAGCUUUAGUCUUAAGGUCUCCAUCAGCAAUAUUUAAAUGUGUCUAAAUUUUCAUCAGGUUGUGAGCACCAGAAGUGAACUUUUGUUUUUUUUAAUCUACCAUCCAUACAAAAAAGAAUUGGAUUUCAAUGUAAGAUUAAAAAUACUGUGAAGAAGUAACUCCAAACGUGAUUUGAAGCGCUCUCUCUUGUGGCUUGCAGUCUAAGAUAUGGGCCUUUCCUCUUCUAUUGCACAGGAACAUGUUUGUGAACUCUACUAGCCAGGGAUGUACCUAAAAAUGUGGCUCACAACACAUCACACACCUCUCAGAAUUUUUACUGUUCUUUAACUUCUCUCUUGUAUUAACUGGUAAGACCCCAUGAAAUUUAAAAUGAGCAUUCAAGGUAAAUGGAUGGAUAUACUUUAACCUCAGUGCUUCAACUUUCAGUCUGUACAAGACAACAAAUAUUAUUUAUCUGCAGAGAUGAAGGAAGUCUUAGCUUAGCAAAGACACCAUUGUAAGAAGCACCAUACGAGGGAAGAAAAACCAGACAAUGUUUUCUUUCUGCAAAUAACUCAAAAAGAACCUGUUGGGAAAAUCUGAGUGCAUGAUCAUGAACAAUCACUUUUAGCUGUGAAUAUCCACAGCUGUAACAUCUUAACUCCCAAACUGACUUAGCAGUCUUAUUUAAAAUAAUUUCUAUAUCUAUUUAAAUACACACCACUCCUGUUAGUUGCAUCCAUCAGCAAUAAUAAUUUAGUAAGGUAGAACAUGGUGAGCUCACCAUAAAGUGCUUGUGCUAACAUAAGGGAGGCAGCAGGAUGUUAUCAAUGGGAGGACAGAAAAGAUUGGUCCUUUCAGCAACAUGUUAAGGCUUGGACCCUUUAUCACCUUUCAGAAUUAGAGGCCAAUACUGAUUUAUGCAGCAGCAUUUACAGAGAUGCAAUUAUAUUAGUCCUAGAUAUGAAGAAGAUUACUGAAGUUUCUAGUAUUUAAGAUGCACACAAAAUCAACUAAGUCAUAUAGAAAUCUGGACAAUUUCACAGAAUCAAGCCUUGUUUUAAAGGAAUUUAACAGCACAGCCUAAAACGUUUUAGCAUUUCUCAAAAUCUGAAGAAUGUCUAUUGUAUAAGAAACAAAUAUGUAAUAUGAAGAAUACCAGCUAUUACGGACUAUUGUACAAAGGACUGUGUAGUGUGACUCACUCCGUUCAAAACCAGAAAUGUCUUGAACUAAACCUCUGUAAGCAUGAGACUCACGGAACUUUAGGUAUUCACCUCUAAGCUUAUUAAAAACUGCCUUUACAGUUAACAUCAAGAAACAGGGAUAUACAAACUAAGACCCAUUUCGUCCUAACAUGGAAAUGCUCACACCCUUGGGUACUUCAUGCCAGCUUUUCCAUGUACAUGAGAUGCCAGUAAGUUGUUCUAGAGUUACAGAUGCUGACGACACACUUUUCUUCCUUGAAGAAAAGCUAACAAAUAAAUCCAAUUUUUUUUAAACUAGGUCUCUACAACGCCUGAUAAAGCUUAAUCCACAAAACUUAACUGCACAUUCCUUGUUUAAUGGCUUUGCAUUCACAUCAAAGUGGUUUCACCCAUUAGAAGUAGUUUAUUUUCUACCUGGUUUGCAGAAGUUAUUAUUAGCAUGCUUUGUAGUGAAUGACAGAGGCACAUUCCAACAGAGUACUACAACUGUUGAGAGAAUGAAAAACAACCAGUCAGUUUUCCCUCCACAACAUGAGGUCUCACAACAAGAUUAGUUUUACAACAAAGAGCUUAGUCUUCAAAUUAAUACAACACUUGAGCCUAUUCUAUUUAACAGUUAUUGUAAGCAGCCUCCAUCAAACAGGAGGCUGUUUGUUAAUAUUUUCACAGGACAGCUAUCUAGAAACUUCUGAAGACAAUGUCAAUAUUUUAAUAGCUGUUUCCAAAAGCUUGCAACAACCUACUCCUGUUUUGGCAGAAUUGUUUAGAAAUUGGUCUGUGAUAUGCGCUGUUACUGGAUAGAGCAAGUUUUAGCAUACCCAAGUUAGUCUGGUCAGUUUAAAACUGAGAGGGGAGCUAGAUCAGGGCUGUGUUCUGGGGUUUUUGUUGUUAUUUUUUUUAAAGUUUACUUUAUGAGUGGAUAAUUAAAGAUAUUUAAAGCUAUUUGUAGGCUUCCUAUUAAAACCACUUGGUUAGGUGACCCGUAUUUCCUUUACAGAACAAAGAGGUGUGCAACCUCUGCAAGAGUUGUGAAAACGCUGUCUCCAGUGAACCGUGUAAGUUUUAAUGAUGCCAAUAGAAGAAAGAUGACUCAGGACUUUCUUCCCACAGUGUCACAGGAAGCAAGAAGCAGGGGAAAGAGUUUGCUAAGCCAUCAAACACAGGAACAAAGUGAAUAUAAUGCGUUUUUCCAGAACUGAGCCACGAUAGUUUGGGUAAUCUUCACAGUGUUUUGUUAACUUGCUUUUGUAUCCCUAUACUUCUAGAAAACCCGAAACCAUUUUAAGCUACUGGUUCACUGUUAAUAGCUGCAGUUGUCUUUAAGAGUUAUUCUAAAAUUUAUUUGUAGAUAAAUGGGGAGUUAAUUUUAACAGUAGAAAGGUUCCACUAGUUUAUUCGUUCAUCUUUCAGUAAUUCUUUCUAAAGAACAUGCAGGUUUGGGGCCUGAACUAGAUUAAUCUUUUGUAUCUGAUUAGUCCAGCUUUGUGUUUAAUUAAAGGUGGGGUUUUUUCCUGUAUGAAAACUAGUCUGUGAAAAUAGAUUUUUGUGUGGCUCUAAAAGCAAUUAGUGCAAUGCAUUUAAAGGAGAUAAUAGUUUUAAAAACUGAGGCAUUGUGAAACAGCUACAGUCAACAGAGUCUAAAGUUUUUUAUGCAACUUGUAAUAUAUUAAGUACUUACGGCUCUAUUUAGAUCAACAUCAAUGCAACAAUUAGCAAGAAAAACCUCACCAGUCCAACGCAGGGAUAAAGACAGCUCUUGACAUGAAAAUACAGAUAUUACUGCUGGUCUUUCAAGAAGUUAGUCAAAGCAAUAGCCAGGUAUAUUGAAACAGCAAUAAGCUACACACUCAUAAAAAUUCUUGGUCACUUAACAUAGCUACCUCAAAAUUUUCAAACCCCGAGGUGAAAUGUCUUAUCACUAGAACAUAAACACAAUGAAUUAAUGGAGCUUUAUAGCAACAGAAAAGGCAAGGCGCACAUAAGGAAUUAAAAUGGAUUGGCACUAUUAUUCCAAAGGUGAAUAUUUGUGACUUUGUUUCAAUUAGGGGAAACGUUACAAAACUGGAAGAUUUAAUUAACUAAUUAUAAGUUUUCACCAAAAUAUAUAACUAGGAUUCUAACAAGCUCUAACAAUUAAAAUUUUCCUUAAGCCAAAAAACUAACCUCACAUUGGUUAUUGACAAAGACCAAAGCUUUUAACCCUACUAAUACUAAACUGAAGUAUCCUGACAUUUGAAUGUCUUGAGUACUUGAAACUCCCAUUAAAGGCAGUAUAUGACAUUAGACAUCCAAGACUAAAACUUUUGCCAAUAGCUUGAGAAUAAAUGUUCACAUUUAACAAAAAAAA
Strigops habroptila (Kakapo) is the source of this 7978-nucleotide messenger RNA. RefSeq names its product tRNA-yW synthesizing protein 5 (gene TYW5). The record is from RefSeq and is a predicted model, not a curated record. Gene Ontology annotation, molecular function: 2-oxoglutarate-dependent dioxygenase activity; tRNA binding. NCBI's taxonomy places the organism in Eukaryota, Metazoa, Chordata, Aves, Psittaciformes, Psittacidae. The transcript is spliced from 8 exons. Gene Ontology annotation, biological process: wybutosine biosynthetic process. Bases 213 to 1169 code for a protein of 318 amino acids.